AUGGCUGCCGUCCAGGAACUCGCCGAGCGCGUCAAGGACGACUCCAAAUGCUACAUUGAUACCGACACCGGCGUUGACGACGUGGCGGCCGCCGAUGGCUCCGAGGCCAAGCCCUACAAGACGCUGGCCUUUGCCUAUAUCCAGCACCUCGACCAGCCGGCCGCCCCCUCGUACCUGACGAGGUCGUCAGUCACGGGACCCCUCGCGGCCGGCGAGGACCCCUCGGCCCGUCUGGUGUGGAAGGAGCCUGGCAAGGGAUCGGUCAAGAAGGCCCAGUCCGGCGUCGAGGCCCACAAGAAGAAGCUGGCCAAGCAGCAGCAGGCCCAGGCCGCCGAGGACGAGAAGAAGAGGCAGCGCCUGCAGACGCUGGAGAAUGCCAAGAAGAUUGUGCUCAAGGAAGACGAGAGCCUCCCCAAGGCCGUCAAGAUCACUCUGGCCGACAAGGAUGUCGAGCUGGGCGAGGGCGACAAGAAGGGCACACGCGUCAAGGUGUCGGGCCGCAUCCACCGCCUCAGGCCGCAGAAGCAGGCCACCUUCAUCACCCUCAUCGACGGCUACGGACACCUGCAGUGCAUCCUGCAGCAGGGCGACCUGACCAAGACGUACGACGCGCUCGUCUUCGCCCAGGGCACGUCGCUCACGCUGUACGGGGAGCUGCGCAAGGUGCCCGAGGGCCAGCAGGCGCCUGACGGCCGCGAACUGCACGUCGACUAUUACCAGGUCAUCGGCCGCUCGCCUAGCGACGACGACGCCAUCACCAACAAGGUGUCGCACGCCCAGAACCAGUGGGACACGUCCAUGCUGGACAACCGCCACCUGGUGCUGCGCGGAGACCACGCAGCGGCGCUGAUGAAGCUGCGCGCGCAGACGGAGUGGGCCUUCACCAAGACGUACCACGAUAUGAAGAUUGUCAAGGUGGCGCCGCCGGCGCUUGUGCAGACGCAGGUCGAGGGCGGAGCCACCCUCUUCAGCGUACCCUACUACGACGAGAAGGCCUACCUGACGCAGUCGUCGCAGCUGUACCUUGAGACGGUGCUGCCUAGCCUGGGCAACGUAUACUGCAUCGAGAAGUCGUUCCGCGCCGAGAAGUCGCUGACGCGCCGCCACCUGUCCGAGUACACGCACGUCGAGGCCGAGCUGGACUUUAUCACGUUUGACGACUUACUCGAGCACCUCGAGGAGGUCAUAUGCCGCGUCAUCGACGCCGUCCUCGAUGACCCGGCCACGGCGGCCUUCCUCAAGGAGCUCAACCCCGGCUUCGUCAAACCCCAGCGUCCCUUUAUGCGCAUGAAGUACAGCGACGCCAUCGACUGGCUCAACAAGCAGGACCCCCCCAUCCUCAACGAGGAGGGCAACCUCCACGUAUUUGGCGACGACAUCGCCGAGGCGGCCGAACGCCGCAUGACGGACGCCAUCAACCUCCCCAUCUUCCUCACCCACUUUCCCGUCGAGAUCAAGGCCUUUUACAUGAAGAAGGACCCCAACGACCUGCGCGUCACCGAGAGCGUCGACUGUCUCAUGCCCGGCGUGGGCGAGAUUGUCGGAGGCUCCAUGAGGAUGGAGGGUUACGAGGAGCUGCUGGCCGCCUACGAGAAGCAGGGUAUCCCGGCAAAGGACUACUACUGGUACACUGACCAGCGCAAGUACGGUACCUCUCCUCACGGAGGAUACGGACUUGGCCUGGAGCGAUUUCUGGCCUGGAUGGCCAACCAGCACACUGUGCGCACGACAUGCCUGUAUCCCCGCUUCAUGGGACGUUGCAAACCGUAA
Geosmithia morbida is the source of this 1770-nucleotide messenger RNA. Its product is annotated as asparaginyl-tRNA synthetase. The record is from RefSeq and is a predicted model, not a curated record. The coding region runs from base 1 to 1770 and encodes 589 amino acids. Gene Ontology annotation, biological process: asparaginyl-tRNA aminoacylation. Gene Ontology annotation, molecular function: nucleic acid binding; ATP binding; asparagine-tRNA ligase activity. The transcript is spliced from 2 exons. NCBI's taxonomy places the organism in Eukaryota, Fungi, Ascomycota, Sordariomycetes, Hypocreales, Bionectriaceae. Gene Ontology annotation, cellular component: cytoplasm.